AUGGCUUUUUGUAAUUCAUGUUUUCGUCCUGCUGAUUCAUCAGUAUUAACAUAUACUAAAAAUUUAUCAAUAAAAACUCUUCUACGUCGUCAAAUAUUUAAGAAAUCUUUAACAAUUACAAAAUGUCAAUCAUCACUUCUUAAUCGUUCAAUUCAUAAACAAGAAUCAAAUCGUAAAUUUAAAAAAAUUAAAAGAUCAAAUAUUAUUCGUGAAAUUAAUUCAAAUUUUGAAAAUAAUCAAACAAUAAAUAAUUAUGAUAUGACUAUAUUUCAUGAUGAUGAACUUGAUGAUACACAAAUUGCUUUAUCUCAUCGACAAUCAAAAAAAAUUCCACGUUGGGCUAGAAAAAGUCAAAUUGAAUUAGCUAUUAUUAAUCAAAUUUAUUAUAAUGAUAAAAAACCUGAAGAUAUAUUUGGUUCAAUUCAUCUUGAUCGUGCACAUGAAAUGAUUAAUUCAAUUGAUUUAUGGAAUACAGAACUUCCUUUUGGUUUUUCAUAUGAAAAUUUUCCACCGAAUUUUGUUUAA
Rotaria sordida is the source of this 525-nucleotide messenger RNA. Lineage: Eukaryota; Metazoa; Rotifera; Eurotatoria; Philodinida; Philodinidae. The record is from the annotation of a GenBank genome assembly.